Messenger RNA from Podarcis lilfordi (Lilford's wall lizard), 13372 nucleotides. NCBI's taxonomy places the organism in Eukaryota, Metazoa, Chordata, Lepidosauria, Squamata, Lacertidae. The record is from the annotation of a GenBank genome assembly.
GCCCGCGAAGCGGCGGGAAGAGGCGUGGCCAGAAUGGGACCGGUGACGUAGCGGGACGGUUGAGCGAAAAGGGGGCGGAGUUAUAAGUAUUCGUUUUGAGCGCGCCAGAUUCGGAAAUGGACGUGGAGGCGAGUUUAACGGUUUUCGGCCCAGUUCGUCCCCCUCGACCGACUCCCGCGGCGGUAGGUCCGGCUGGCCGUGACGAGGCGCAGAUUCCUUUCUCUCAGGUGGAGGCGGUCGCCGCCGGAUGGAUGCUGGAUUUCGCUUGCCGCUGCCAGUGCCGCCAUUUUUGUCAGGGCAACCGGAGGGAAUUCGAGAACAGCCGAGACCAGGCGCUGAGUGAGUGACUGGCCCGGCUGGAGAGGGGGUGGCCUGCUGGUGGGGUCGGAGCUGCCGCUGCCGCCGCCGCCGCCCGCUUGACUGGUUCUGCCUCGAAAACACAGAAAGUGAAGCUUCUCCUCCCCUUCCUCGCGCCAGCAGAAAAAGCUCGCUCGCAAAUUACCGCACAACAAUAGCCUCUUCCGUGGGGGGGGGGGGAUUUACUCACACACAGAGAGAGUACGUGUGUGUGAGAGAAUAUUAGUUUAUUAGGAGGGACAAGAGGACACAAAUAGCAACUGCAAAGCCAGUAUGAAUGGUUCCAAGCAUGCCUCUGUUUUAUUUUCCCUUGAGGUGUCCCUGUACUUUUAGCAGUUGCAGUGUUAGCCCAGUUACAGGUACAAGACGUUGCAGGUACAGGUACAAGAUGUGAUAGCCCUGUAAAGCUGCAGCUUGCUGGCCACAUUCUAAAUGCAACCAACACAUCUGUAGCGGUACCUAAUGAAACUUUCCGCAUCCCACCAAUCUGAUUGCCCUGGAGAACAGCAAGUUCAGACUCCUGGGGAAUUUUCUGUGAGAGAAAAGGUUAUUUAGCGUUAAAUUUGUUAUCACAAGCGCAGGGUAUUAAAGGAAUAUAUUUUUUCCAAUUUUAUCCUCUCUAACAGUGUGGAAGGUUAGACUGAGAAAUAGCAACUGUCCCAAGGUCCCUCUGAAAUACAGUGGUACCUCGGAUUACAUACACUUCAGGUUACAUAUGCUUCAGGUUACAGACUCCGCUAACCCAGAAAUAGUACCCCGGGUUAAGAACUUUGCUUCAGGAUGAGAACAGAAAUCGCGCGGCGGUGGCACGGCAGCAGCAGGAGGCCCCAUUAGCUAAAGUGGUGCUUCAGGGUAAGAACAGUUUCAGGUUAAGGUGUACCACCUUUCCCAGGGCCCCCACCUCUGCAGAAGGGGAAAGGUGCUGAAAGCCUCAAUCUCAACAGGAAGUGAUUCUUCCUGCCCAGUUGAGAAAGCAAGGUCCAGAGUGUGGCCUACCACCUGCAUUGGCUGGUUGACGUGUUGGGCCCCUCGUCAUCAUGGCAGCUAUCUAGCCCAGAGCCAGCUCUUCCCAGUUCCUCUCUUCCCAGGCACAACCCAUGUCCCUUAAUUUAAACAACAAAACUCCCAAAUUUAAAAACACAAGUUAAAAGCAGUCAAAAAAACAAUUCCAGUGGUUUUAGAACAGAGACUUAUAAGGGAAUGCUUUUCCUUGAUGUUGUAACUACGGAAGAGAAACCGAAGCUUCCCUCUUAGAUUAACUUGGCAGAUUAGUAUGUUCUGUCUGAGAUAACCUAGUCAAAUAAUUAAUGAACACUAAAAAUACGGUAUCAAACUGUUGAGCAAUUGUAUCAUGUUUGCUGUUAUGUGCUGCAUUAUUUCUAAGACAAAUUUACAAAGACACAAUGCAUUUAUGACUUAAGUAACUACGUCAGACUGUCACACUGGGGGGAAAUUGGGUUGUUACCACCAUUCAACCUAAAAGUGUCCUGAAAUUUAUUUAUGCUGAAAAUUGGCCUGAAAAUCUGUUGAUCUCUGGCUCCCUCUAUGGUCAAAAUAACUCUAAAACUUAUUGUUGUUUAAUUGAAUGGAAAUAUGAAUCUCAUUGACAGAUUGACUAGUCAUAUUUUAGAAUGAGUGCAUCAGUGUAAGCCACUAAAUAAAAGUUGCCCUUGAAUGCUCCAGUCCUAAAUAAAAUUAUUUGAAAGAUAGUGCCAUUGAUUUCAGCACAGCUUCAUUUCAAGUAACUGUGCUUAAGAUACAGAAAAGGUUCCUGAUACUGAUAACCACACAGUGGCACUAUAGGAACAAAAUUCAUCUAAUCAUGUAUGCUCUUUCUUUCUCCAGCUAUUAUCAAAGGACUAAAUCAAAUAGAAACUCAUCAAAUGAAAACAGUGUGCCUUUGUCAGCUGUUGGCAUAUAUUGCAGAAGGAAAAUCACUUGGUAAAUAUUCUGCUAAAUUUCUUCAGUUUGCAUUGUAAUUCCUUUACAAUAUUUACAAUAUUCCUUUGCAACCCCAACUUACACUGGGUUUACAUUCCGAGGAUAGCACCUAAGGCCAAAGUAGUGUAUAGUCAAAACAUAUUGGUUCAAUGGUGGGUGGGAUUGCAAAAAAACCGCUUUUAAUGUUGUUGUUUUGUUUGUUUUUUUAAAAAGCCUAGUGCAUAAAGCUGAAUGUGCACAAAUUAAAUGUGCAUAAGUUGUAAGUUACCUGUACGGAUAAAUCAAAUGAGGCUUCUUUUGUUUAGUGCCAACAAUGCAUGCAGUGCUUCACAGAGUGGCAUAACAAAGCAACAAAAGUUGCUGUUUUCAGGAGCUUACAGUCUAAACUUGGACAUAGGGUUGGAAAGGAUGAGACUCAGAUAACAAAGGACAGUCAUGAAUGGUGUCUAAAAGUUUUGUUUGGUCUUGAUAGAAAGUUGUUAUUUGUGAUCCCUUGCACAAGUCACUGGGGAAAGUUAAAAGCAAUAAGAGGCUGUUGUUGCUCUUGACCAGGGGUAGGCAGUCUAAGGCCCAGGGGCCGGAUACGGCCCAAUCACUUUCUCAAUCUGUGGACAGUCCAGGAAUCAGUGUGUUUUUACAUGAGUAGAAUGUGUCCUUUUAUUUAAAAGGCAUCUCUGGGUUAUUUGUGGGGCAUAGGAAUUCGUUCAUUCCCCCCCCCCCCAAAUAUAGUCCAGAGAAGGAUUCUGCUCGUUCCCUGAGACUACAUUUGUCUGCCUUUGUUCUGGGCUUUGGAGCCACUCAGAAGCAGCAAAUAAUGUGCUACCACUUCAAGAUGCCACCUGGUGCCGAAUGAGAAGCUGUACCCUGAAUACUCUUCUAUUUCUUUCCAUCUUCUUGAAGUCAUGGUUCUUUGUAUCUCAAUCUCAAAUGCAUAGGUCCUGAGAAUAUCCAAGAGGGGGUCUUCCUAGUUUGACAGAGCAGUUCCAUUCAUACUCUUUGGCUGGGUGUCUGCAGUGACAAUAUUAUUCAUGCCUAGAAGCUGAGCCACGCCAGAAUUAACAGCCUCAGUGUGGAUGUUGAAUUCCCCCAGAACUAAUGGUAUAGGAGUCUUCAACACCACCUCUAAUAUCUUCUCUGUCAGCUCAGGCACUGGGAUUGAUGGGCAGUGCAGCAGAUAGCAAACCAAAAGAAUAUCUCAUCUGUCCUGAUUACCUAGCACCAGGUAAAACACUCUAGAUCCCCAUUCUAGUGAUCAGGAAGUCUGAAGAAGGGAGAAGAAGGAAGUCUGAAGAUAUUUCCUACAGACCACAGCAAUUUCCCCUCCAUGACUCUCUAGUCUGCCCUGAGUUAUUGCCUUUACUACCCUACAUUUGGUUGAUAGAACAAAAACUGGUCACAUUUAAUUCUGUAAGGGUCAAACAAGGAGGCUUAACAAACGGCAAGGGGCACCUAAAACCAUCAGCUGUGGAGGCAUAUGAUGAUUGGUAAAUUUUAGUGUCCUUUUUGUGUGUGUCUUCUUUAUGAAAUACACUAUUUGCCCUUCUCAAUUUAUUUCCUUUUAAGGUUUUCAUUUGGGGGAUGAUGAAGACUCUUCACCACUGGAAAAAGCCCUGUUAAUCUGGACUUCAUUUUUAAAAACACAAAGCAAACAAGAUAAGCUGCAUGAAGACAUCAAGCGGUUAAUUCAGAUUCAGGUCUGUCUGUAGAUCCAUGCAGCCAUAUUUGCUUGAAUGUGCCAUGGAAAUAAGUCAGAGCAUCACUCAUUUAAAUUUCUUCAUGGACUAUCAUUGACCUGUCCAAGCAAGACCAUAGGAUUGAGUCUUAGGAAAGACCAUUAACAAAGACUGGUCAUGUAACAUUCAGCUGCAGAAGUAGCUUUGCUCCCAUACAGUAUUACAAAUUUUUGUGUAAUUGUGACACCUCUUAAUCAAUCCAGAAUGUAUUCUUUCUUUGUAGGCUGUAGCAGUGUAUAUGGAAAAAGGAUAUUUUACAGAGUCUGCAGAAGUCCUCGAAAGAAUAUUUCCGGAAUCUCUCUCAAAUGAGGUAAUACUGAAUUUUCAAUAUUUUUGAGUCCAGAAGCUUGAUUACUCCAGACAGUUUGGUCUGGAACAAAUUAAAAACGUAGCAGGUGCCUAUAAAUGAGCAAUAUGCAAAUUUACCAAGCUAAUUGCUUGUUUGUCAAAUUAUAUAUUGCAUUACUGUGUAGAAUAGGGUUACAAAAGAGAUACGAAAAAUAACAUCAGUUUAAAUUAAGGAGAAAAUCAGAAAAUGCCUAGGAGUUUUUAAUGUUUGAUGUUUUACUGUGGUUUUAUAAUUCUUUGGAAGCCACCCAGAGUGGCUGGGGAAACCCAGUCAGAUGAACAGCAUAUAAAUAAAAUUAGUAGUAGUAGUAGUAGUAACUUCAAAAUAAGCAAGGCAGAUUUGCUUCAUCCUUGCUCCUUUUCCCUCAUCUGCAUGGCAGAAAGCAUGCGGGGUAGGGUUCCAUAUUUUCCCAAGCCAAGCUGCUGACAAGAAGACAUUGCUCUUGCUCAUCAAAGAUCUUGACUAAUGAGAAUCAAGUUCCCUAUAUUGAAUAGGAUAGCCACUCUGCAUUUUGCCAUCUGUAACUAUAUGGAGAAGUAUUGAAAAUUUCUUCUUAGCAAACAAGUCUAUAGAGCAAAAUAUUCUUUUAGAUUGAAAAUGCUAGAUAAAAGAAAGGUAAUUUGUGCAGCAGUGAUGUGAUUUGUACCAGGAUAACAAAUGGACCGAACCUACCUGUACUGAACUUCUUGAAUCUUGGCUCAUAAAGGUGCAUAUCCUUAGUAAGAUACAAUACAAUGUAACCCUGAUCAUAUAUAUAUAUAUUAAUUUUUGAUUUUUUAAUUUAUUUGCAUUUAGCCUUUGCGAAUGAAGCUGGCUGCAAUAGUAAAACAGAAAGAUCCAUAUCAUCCAUUUCUCCGAAAUUUCAGUUUCAGUCUUUUGAUUCAGAACAUCAAAUCAUACAUCAGUAUUUUCUUGAGUGAAAAAUCUGAUUUUCUAACGCAGGUAUGUUGAAGCAAUGGGAAAUCUCACUUCACAUGAAUAUCACUUUAUGGAAAAUUAAACAAAUACUAAAAACAGAAAAAAAUUGGCUUACAUCUUUUAAAGACAAAGCAAAAUAUAAACCUGGUUUGAAAAAUUCCAAUUUAUGUGUACAGUGGACCCUCUAGUUGAAUACCACUCUAGAUACUUAACUUUUGGGUUACGAAUGCAGCAAAUCCAGAAGUGUAUACUUCUGGGUUUCGCCGCAUGCGCAGAAACUCUCAAUCACACCAUGCACGUGCACAGAAGUGGCGCCUCUGCCUGAGGACUUUUCAGGUUGCGGAUGGACCCCCAGAACAAAUUUAAUUCGUAUCCAGAGGGUCCACUGUACCUGUCAUUUAAGUUGUAGAUGAGUGAACGUUAAUCAUUGAAAUUUGUUCUUAACAUUGUAGUGUAGUUUUACUCCCCCCACCCCCCAAGAAAUGGAUAUAGUAUUUCUAAGAACAAUGCACUACUUUUUGUUUCUGGUUACCGUAUUUUUCGCUCUAUAGGACGCACUUUUUCCCCUUCAAAAAUGAAGGGGAAAUGUGUGUGCGUCCUAUGGAGCGAAGACGCCAUAGCCCCGCGACCCUCUCCCGGCUGGAGAGGUGACGCGCGGCUAUGGCAGGAGCCUCUCCGCUGCGCCUUUCCGCUGCUCCCUGACCUGCUCUUUGGGGCUGGUGGGGGGAAGCCCACCACCAGCCCCAAAGAGCAGGUCAGAUGGAACCUGGAGCCUGGAAAGCGAGAGGGGUCAGUGCACACCGACCCUCUCGCUCUCCAGGCUUCCAAGGUAGCCGCCUGAACGCACCUUAAACAGCACCUUGUUUUAGAGCGGGAAAACAAGAGGGAAAGUUCUCCCCCUCUCUGCGCAGCGCCUCCUGCCACUUCGCUGAAGGGGCGCUGGGCAGAGAGGGGGAGAAUUUUUUUUCCUUGUUCUCCCCCCUCUAAAACAAAGUGUGUCCUAUUGUCCGGUGCGUCCUAUGGUGCGAAAAAUAUGUUAAUUAAAGUGGCAUUUCUGCUCUGUUUUACAGGAAGCUAUGAAAGAAGUGGAAGCUAGAAGUUCAGGAAAAAUAAUGUUACAAUUGCAAUGUAACAGUGUAACUGAAUCAAAGAACGAAAGCUGCUUGGAAACCAAACAAAGGUUAGUAUCACUUUAAAGUAAGUACAUAUUGAACAUGGUUCUUGUUACUACAGCUUUAUUAUAGCAAGGGUAGUGUAGGUGCGAGCAGGGAUUUAUUCCUUUUUGUUUGUGUGAAACCAUAUUUUCCUUAGCUCAAGACUACAUUAUGUCAUGUUUUUAUCAUAGUAAAGUUUAGCAAGUAGAGGCAUAAGCUGGAAAAGCACUAGCUAUCUAGUAAGACAUUAGGGUUUCUGUAUAGCAUCUCCAUCUCAAAAACAUUGUAUGUGUUCAUGUUUAUAAAUACAACUACACUGAGAGAAGCUUUUUCUUGCUCUGCCAAUGGGCACUGUAAAUUGGAGGUGCCCCACAGAUGCACAAUAACUAUAUCUAUCUGUCCUUAUUCACUUUUCCCUACUACCCAGGAUGGUGUUGCACCCAAGAGUGGUUGGCAGUGAUGCAACUUUCCUUGGAACCCUAACCUGGGAGCUUCCUGAAAUAGACCUGGGGUGGGGUGAAUGCAGGGAGAGUCAGCAUCAGGCAGCAUGGCUGAAGAUGUUAAGGCACUACAGAAUGGCAAAAGUAGCAGUAUUGGCCAAACAGAACUUUAAAACCCAGAUUCCUACUCAGUAGUAGUAAAAUUGGGUACAGUAUUUACUUCCACAGCAUCACGUGUCCCUAUAUAAUAUGAAGAAUGCAGCUGAAAUAUAGUGUUAUAGAAGUUUACUUAUAUUAAAAGGGAUUCUGAAGUUUGAGAGAGAUGGUGACAGAUUUUCUAUAUGCAGGAUAAAAUGUUGGUAGAGUAUCCUAAUUUGAUACAAAGCAAAAUAUUAUUUGGACGUCCACUUCAUCACUGCCUAUGUUUGGGGCCUCCCAAGAGGAAUGUAUUUUGUAGCAUGAGGCACUAAGCUUUGUGGAAUGUGGCCAAAGUUAUAUUGAUUUUGUUCUUAAUUCUGAUCUCACCCUUCCCUCAAAUAAACUCCAUUCAGCAAAGAAAAAUCACUGGAAAAAUAUAUUCUAGCAUGAAUUCAAAAUAGUUAAGGCUUGAAAUUUAUGUAUGUUUCAUUCCUUUAUAGCUCAAAUAGACAAACUUGUUCAUUAGCUAGCCAAGUACCUUGGGAUUCAUGGCAACUACAGACUCCCCAGAGAAAAAUAAGGAGAAAAGGAAGUGCUCUUCAAAGUAAGUGCUGCAAUCCUUUCAGUGUGUAUGAACUCCAUUUUAAUUUUGGUGGAUAAAUAAUUGAAAUACUGCUAUAAGUUUUUAAAUCCAAGAAAACUGCAUAUAAUUACUGUGCAUUCAUACUUGGAUCACAGCCUUAAACUAUUUUUGGUACCAACUAUUUAGGACUUGCCGUGGUUCUGGUCCUACUUGGAUGUUAACAUCUACAUGAAAUUGCUGGGUGGGGUUAUCUGGGGGAGGCACAUUCACAACCCGCAGCGUUCGCAACCCGAGGUAUGACUGUACGUUGUCAGCAAUAUGCUGCUGACACGCAUCUGCAGGUGUGGCAGUUCAUGUGCUGGACCAUUGCCUUACCUUGGUAAUGGACUGGAAGAGAGCCAACAAGCUGAAGCUCAAUCGAGAUAAGACUGAGGAACUGUUAGUGGGUGGUUCCCUAACCAGGCCUUUGGCCUUUUAACUAUCUGUUGCCUUUUAGAAGUGGGUAGGAUGUUUUUGUUUUUCUUAAUACCUCUUGCUUUGUUUGUUUUUGUGUGUGUUAUCUGUCUGGUUAGUUGGUUGCAAGUCACUUUGGGUUGCCCUGGGCUAUUGCUAAAUUGCAAGUAAACCGUGCAUAUAUGGCUCUCCACACAACUAAAUUAUUGGCAAGCUUUCUUGUCACCCUAGUUCUUAUCUCUUAUUAGUUGAUGUAGUUGUACAUACUAUCUUAUAGAAGCAACAAAGCUGUACCCACAGAAUUAACUGCUAUUUAAAUUAUCUUCCACUGUUUUGCAAUAAAUUUGUAUUAAGAAAAUUUCUGAGUAUUAGGCCGUUAAUAAUACAUUGUAGUUGAAAGAUUCAAAAUAUUUAUUUUGUUUUUUACCUGAACUAGACAAGAGGGAGCUGCAUGAUCCUGAAAAUGGUCAAGAAGAUACUUUAUCUCUGUCAACAAGUUUUAAGAGACAGGUAUGAAUUGGGGAAGGGUUAUAAAAUGCAGACCAUGUCCUUAGAAGGGCCCAUUGAAUCCAGUUUCAUGCUGUCACAGUGGCCAAUCUAUGCCUAUGAGAAGCCCACAACAUCACUCUCCAAUCUUGUGAUUCCCAGAAAUUGCUAUUUAGAUACUGCCUUUGAGAUUGGAAUGUAGCCAUCUCAGCUACCCAUUGAUUGUUGUGCCCUCCAUGAAGAUGAAGGUGCCCCUACUUGCGCAGAAACUCCUUUCCAGAGUUGACAAGUGACAUCACAGCUUGGCAGGAGAGGGUCUUGGCCUAGCAAGCUUGGGAAGCCAGCAAUCCCAGACUUAAAAUACUGUGUUCAGUGUGGACAAUUUCAGGUUCUCCCUAAAAUAAGUAGAUACAUUGCUUUUCUUCACAAUCUUUGUUAUUGAAAUAAUCUCAGAGCUCAAAGCAGCUCUUUUGAGUAUUUCAAACAAGCUGAACCUACCCAUUUCAAUAGUGACGGAUGUUUAUAGAAGAUUUUACAUGAAAGAACACUGUGAAUGUUCAAAAGGCUGUUGACUUUUUACAACUCUCUGAGUGGUUACUCUGUUCAAUGUUGCCAUUGUUCAAUUCUCCCAUAGGCAAAGUGAAUGUUGUAACAGUGUCUUCUGUUAAUCAUUGCACUAUUUUUUAGUUAGCUUGCAUACAUGGGUCUAUAUAUUUUUACAAUUUUGCAGCUAAAAAUAGAAUUCAGAAAGUCACUUUCAGUUGGCAAGUGAAUGUUGUGCCCUGCUUGAUUGGUUGGAAGAUAUACAUUUUUAUCUCAAAGGAGUUUCUGCCUUCUAAAAAUAUGAUGAAGAAAAAUCAGUCACGCUAGAGAUGGUCAUUAGGCUGAUAGUCAUUUUAUUAAAAAAAAAAAACCCUAGAUUUGAAGCUUGCUAAAAUAGUUUCUAGACUAGCUUUCCAUCAAAACAAGUCCCUUAUUUAAAUCCAGUUUUUCUUCCAUAAAAACAUUGGAUUUAUUGACCUUGUCCCUAGUGGGAACAAUUCCUGAAAUGCUACACUUCUGUAGGCUACAAGUAUGCAGAAGAUUUAACUCCUUCAGUCCUAAAAAAUCAUAAUGGUAAGAACUGAAGGUUUCCUUCACAGCUUGUUAGCUCAACAGUAGAGGAAAAUAUUUUGAAGUGUGUUGUGCAUAUUUGAGUAUCACAAUGUUUUGUUUUGUUUUGUUUUUUAAAGCGAUGGAGUUGGGAAGAAGACGAGAAAUUGAAAAAGGGUGUACAGGAGUUUGGAGUAGGAAAGUGGACUAAAAUUCUUCUACAUUAUGACUUCAAUCAUCGGACUAAUGUAAUGUUGAAAGACAGAUGGAGGACUUUGGUCAGACUAAACAUGGUUUAAGCUGUCAUCCCAAAUAUUUUCAUUUUACUCCACUCUUCCCUAUACUGCAUUUCUGAUCUUGUCAGGUGAUUCCUUUAUGUAGUUUACAGCAGACCAGUGAAAACCAUUUUGGUGUAAGUAUGUUUAACACAAAAAAUUCUAGUGUAUUUUAUUAAAUAGUCUUGUUGCUUAAGCUGGUUUUUGAAAAGGUAGUGUAUCUGGUUAUCAGGCAAAUAAAAUGAUUUGCAUUGAAUCAUUAUGAUAAUUUAUCUUUUACCCUUGAGAGCUUGAUAAGAAAUUCAAACCUAUCUUCUGCACAGUUGCAUAAAAGUUGCUACAAGCAAUUAAAACAGAAAACCCCAGAUGGUCAGAAGCAUUCACAUGAUGAGGAGCCACACAUUAGUAGUUGUCUCAUGUGAGGAGCUACUUAUCUAUAAAGAUUAGCUGUACUGUGAAGCUGCAUCAAACAGCUUCCCUAUUCAGGCGUUCAUGUGAAGCAGGCAGUCUCCAACCAUUUCUUUUGUGUGUGCACCUUCUAAGGAACCUAUAAUAUUUGUCUGAUGUUGAAUAUGCCUGGAAUUCCAGUAUCUAUCCCAGGAACUUCCUUUUGAAUGGUGAUUAUUGUCUUUUGUACUGGAUAAAACAAACUGGGAAUCACUAGCCUGCUAUUAAAAUGGAUAGGGGCAAGUGAUUCUGGAUUGCCUCAUUUUCAGUGGGGCUUCCACAAUGAUCAUCAUCUGCAGACACAAGAUGCCUAUCAUAACUUACAAUAAUUAGCUUAGUUUUUAUUCAGUGCAGCAAAAGACUGUGAUUUCAAAAUGUUGACUUGUCACUUGUUAAAAAGCAAUGUCUAAUAGGGUUACAGAAGUCCAACAGUAGAAGAGUUUCCUCAGUUCAGUAAAAUAUUAAAGGUUAUGUGUUCAAACUGUUACGUAAAAAUAAAACUAUGUACAAGAGGGCAUGAACAUUCUUCCAGCUGCUGAACUUUUUUCCAUGUUCCAUGGCAGGAGGGAUUGCCAACCGCUUGCCAGUGAAGAACUUUAUUCCUAAAAAGAGAACAUAUGCAUAAACAUCAUCCCAUGGGGAGUGGAUAUAAAUACAUGGCAUUUUAACUUCCUGUUUAAACUUACUGAGCAUGCUGUAAAGAGCUACUUCACUGUUCAAUAAUUUGUAGCAUCUGCAAAAUGAAUUUUAUUACUUUUUUGUAUGGCAGCUAACAGCAUAUGCUCUCGGGUUGGUUCACAAAAAAAUAAACAUAAUGUAUAAAUCAACACAUCAAACUUUAAUACUGCUUUUUAUGGCAGAUAUGCAAUAAAACAUAAAAUUGAAAAGCCCAGAUUAGAAACAUUUUUUUAAUCUUCACCUUCUGUCAAUAUAGUUUCACCACAGAUAAGAGACUUUCCCUAGCAACCAGCCACCUCACUUUAUUUGGCCAAAGAAGUUGUAACAGGGUCUCCAGUGAUCUUGGGGAUCAGGUAAGUAUAUAUGUAAGAAAGUAUUUUAAAUAACCUGGCCCUUUGAGUCCAUAGCAAUGCAACAUUUUCAGUGUCUAUACAAAAGCAACUUGCAUUUACUGUGUCAUCAUAUUGCAGUAACCUUCUUUCUUAAGUACACUGAUUUUAUAGCAGGGGUUCUGCAGAUGUUGAACUCCCAACAACCAUCAGCCCAAGCCAGCAUGGUCAAUGGUUACGUAUUAUGGGAGUCACAGUCAAGCAACACCUGGAGGGCUACAGGUAAGCCAUCUGUGUUUAAUAGCAACUUUGACUUUACUGUAUCAGUUUACUUGUUGAACUGAUAGGAGCUAUUCAUAAUAACUGUCCAUCAAUGAAGAAAGUUAUGCAUUGAUUCUGCUAUGGUAGGUGUAAGCUGAGUUCUGUGUGAAUUAGCCUAUAUUUUCUAUAACAUGGCUGCCAAGGUCUUUUGAUGCAUUCAUGGAGGCAGAAGUUAAAAGCAGCAAGGUGGUAGCACUCACUACAGUAGGACCAAGAAAAUAAUUGACUUAAGGACUCUGCUUACUGAGCCUGCAGGGUCUAGGCCCCACCUGUAUUGCAACUCAUUGGAGUACAAUUUGCAUCCCUGUUUUUUGUAUGGAAAAAGAAAUGUGCCUUUAGCUACUUUGCAUGACUAAUUUAACCCCACUUUUGUUAGAAAGGGAUGUGAAGUAAAAGAGAAGAUUUUUAAGACAGCUGAACAACCACUUGGAGAAAAGGAGGGAUGUCAUCUAUUAGUUUUGACAGUUAAGAGGGGAAGAAGGAAAGGGGGCAAUUGGAAAAAAAGACAUUAUUAAAGAGGACAUCCUCUUCAGGCUCUGGGGAGGGUCUCCUUGUGAGCCAACUAUCGAAUGAAGUCUCAAAACUAUUAUGUUUUCUGUUGGAACUCAAACUUUGUAUUUUUAAACAGUAAUUUAAAUGCAGGAAAUGGUGUUUGAAGCCUGGAUAUCAAGCAAUUGCUGCUUUAGCCUAAACUGAGACCCCUAUACAUUAAAAGAUCUCACUUUUGAAUGAGGGUGGGGAUCAAAAUGACCCAGUUCAAUAGGAAUAGGAAAGUUCCUAUUCUGCGUUCACAUGAACAAAAUAGAGAAAUGUUCUUGGUCUUGCACUUGUGUACCUUACUAAUACUGUACAGAGGAGUGCCCAUACAGUAGUGAUCUGAAGCAGUACAAGUUACUUUAAAAUGUUCUCUGUGUCAGCAAUCUACUCUUUAAAAACUGUUCAAUAUAACGUAUAAGUUAAAAUCUUUGUUGUGCUGAUGGUAGGACUUCAGAAAUGAGAUUCAAUUGCUUACCCAUCUGCAUCACCACCAUCUCCAAAACAGCGAUGACUGCUAGUGUGCAUUGCAGGAGGCUGGCAGGUUACACACACCGUAAAUCCUUCUCUGAUGUACUGCAUCCAUUGAGCAUAUGGGCGAUUCUCCAUAGAGCAACGAGGAGACAAUGUUUCUGUUUUAAAUUCCACACAAUAGCUCCUUAAGAGAAGAAAUUUUGGUUAAUGCGUUGCAUUAUACAUUUAAUAGACUAUAGCAUAACUAUUACCUGCAACUGCAGUAAAAGGUAAGCCAAAAUAUGUUGUCCACUGUGUCUGUAUGAACUGAUGAUAGCUGAACAUAAACAUUACUGUCUAUCAGCUACAGCCAUGUUAUGUUCACAGCCAGCAAACUGACCUGGGCAGACAAUAUUUUUAAACUUUAUUUUAAUACAAUGGUUCCACAAGGUUAGCUAUGCUGAUGUUGGGUGUUUUAAAUUACAGGAUCUUGAGAAUGAUCCUGUAUUUUGAGACAAUGCAGAUAGAAUUGGGAAAAUAUCUGAGUAAUUAACUUAAUAUUGCUACCACUGGGAGUGGGUUACAGAACAGAUAAAAAAAAAAUCUUAAAUAAGGCAGGUUAGUUGAAAUAAAGCCCCAUUUAUAGGUGAAGUUGUAGCAGGGAGUGAGUUAUCCAUGAAAUACAUGUUGC